GGGAGAACAGGGUUGUUUUAUUUGUAGCCCUACUAUUUCACAACAUAGCAACCCACACACUUUGCACCAACUAGGUACAUUUUUAUUUAUUUGUUUGCCAUUGAAGGAUUGGAUAAACAUUGGUAAAUGUACUCUGUUAGGCAAACAUGGCCUGUACACAAGACAAGAAAACCAAACUUUGGCAUGUGCUCAACGAGUGCAAGUUACAUUCAUUUAAAUUACAUUAACUGUAUCAAUAUAUUGACACUAAUUAUUAGUGAAAAUUCAAAAUGUUGACAUUUAUGGAAUACAUUAUUUCUAUUAUUCUUUUUUGCAGAAUUACAUGGGCUUACAUUUCCCGACCUGUAGGUGGCGAUGACAAACUACCAGCUGCUGUUGGUAUUGUUUACUUCCGGGUCGUGUGGUCGUCGGUGUUUGGUGAUGGGCAUGUUUUCACGGUUGUGAUAUAUGUUUGAGCGCGACCAAGCUACAAUCGUUGAAAAAGUAUUUUCUUCAACUGCGGUGUUUUUUCUGUGUUUAUAUCACCACGAUGACUGAGGUAAGGCGAGGUUUGAAGUAUUUUCGUGUAUGUUUCUUUGCGCCCGCAAAGCGCUGGCUACCGAACCUGUGCCCCGCCGGGCCCGGCUAAUGGCUGGAAAGCGUUACGUUUACGAUACGAUUUUCUGUAUGCAAAACUUAUACUUCAGGGUAACGUCAGAGUCGUUUAUAAAUUUUGCCCCCUUUAAAUGUGUUAAAUAUAAUAUUUUUAACAUAAGACACUAUUUUCUUCUACAGGAUGUCCAGAAGCACUCAGUCCACACACUGGUUUUCAGAUCUCUCAAAAGGACGCACGAUAUGUUUGUGUCCGACCAUGCGAAAACCAUCGCACAGGAUGAUGAAAGCUUCAAGUUAAAGAUGGGUGUGAAACUGAAAGCGGAAUAUGGUGCAGUUUUACACAUGCCUGUCCUGAAGGAAGGGAAAGACAGAGUCUCACUGCUUCCUGGCAGCAUGCAAGGCCACCAGGGCUACACACAACCAGGGGAUGACCCAGACUAUCUGAUCACUGGGACACACGCUUAUCCCUCUGGACCUGGAGUGGCCUUGACUGCUGACACAAAGUUGCACAGGAAUCCAAGUGACGGAGGAGUCCACUCCAUGGCACUGGCUUUGCCCCCCUCACAGGCCAGGCAGGACGUAAGCCGCACCGCUGCUAGUGUUGGUGACAUCCAUCGGCAUGCAGGAGGAGCGGAGAGGUCUCACCCUCAGUCGUCUGCUGUGUCUCUCUUGGAGGGAGGCGGCACCAGAAAUUCUUCACUAAUGAGGAAAGCUCCAACCAUGCCUAAACCCCAGUGGCAUCCACCAUGGAAGCUGUUUCGGGUCAUCAGUGGUCACCUUGGCUGGGUGAGGUCCAUCGCUGUGGAGCCUGGGAAUCAGUGGUUUGUCACAGGGUCUGCUGAUAGAACCAUAAAGAUCUGGGACCUGGCCAGUGGGAAACUGAAACUCUCCUUGACUGGACACAUCAGUACAGUGCGAGGUGUGGCGGUCAGCACUCGCAGCCCUUACCUGUUCUCCUGUGGAGAAGACAAGCAGGUCAAGUGUUGGGAUCUGGAGUACAACAAGGUCAUCAGGCACUACCACGGACACCUUAGUGCUGUGUAUGGUAUAGACCUACAUCCAACCAUUGACGUGCUGGUGACGUGCAGCAGAGAUGCCACAGCAAGGGUGUGGGACAUCAGGACAAAAGCGAACGUGCACACACUAACGGGCCACACCAACACUGUUGCCACAGUGAGAUGUCAGGCUGCAGAACCACAGAUCAUCACUGGCAGUCACGAUUCAACCAUCAGACUGUGGGAUUUGAUUGCUGGAAAAACCAGAGCGACUCUGACAAACCACAAGAAGUCUGUCCGAAGUAUUGUGCUGCACCCCAGACAAUACACGUUUGCUUCUGGUUCUGCUGAUAACAUCAAGCAGUGGAUGUUCCCAGAUGGCAACUUCAUCCAGAACUUGUCGGGCCACAACGCCAUUAUCAACACUCUGGCUGUCAACUCUGAUGGCGUGUUGGUGUCUGGAGCUGACAACGGAACCAUCCACAUGUGGGACUGGAGGACAGGCUACAACUUCCAGCGGAUUCAUGCAGCUGUGCAGCCUGGAUCUCUGGACAGCGAGUCCGGCAUCUUUGCUUGCAUGUUCGACAACUCAGAAAGCAGGCUGAUCACCGCUGAGGCUGACAAGACCAUUAAAGUAUACAAAGAAGACGACACUGCCACGGAAGAAAGCCAUCCAAUCAACUGGAAACCAGAAAUCCUCAAGAGAAAAAGAUUCUAAUGAUUUUAUAUUUGUUCCUCUUUGUCACAGUAACGUUUCAUUUUAUUUCUACCAAAUCUCCUGUUGUAGAUAUACGUCAGGUUUUUCUUGCUACUACUUUUUCCAUCAGGCAAACUUCUUCAUAGCUAACGUGUCUAACAGAAGCAACCACAUCCCGAUAUGACGUUCAAUUGUCCCGUUUUAUUCUAAAAACCAUUUGCAGUCGUCGUUGUAUGACAUUAGUCCGGUAAAGUGGCCAUUUUGGAGUGCCAGGAACCUCCCCUGAGUGUUUGUUCUUGAUGAUGACGGCUCUCUGAUGGCUAUGGUGUGUCUGAUCGACCACUCCUUAUAUACAGACGGAUUGGCCUCAGAGUAGACCUGCUUCUGGCUGCAGUGUCGAAUAAAUUGUUUGUGAAAAUGUUUUUUUGUAUUUACUCAACAGAAUUGCCAGUUGUACAGAUGUGGAAACAAACAUUGCCCUUUUUCUGGCUGAAAAUGUGAAGUUUAUUUUGCUCCAUUUAAUAAAGACCACAUUUUUCACACA
Micropterus salmoides (largemouth bass) is the source of this 2830-nucleotide messenger RNA. RefSeq names its product pleiotropic regulator 1 (gene plrg1). Lineage: Eukaryota; Metazoa; Chordata; Actinopteri; Centrarchiformes; Centrarchidae. The coding region runs from base 568 to 2307 and encodes 579 amino acids. Gene Ontology annotation, biological process: mRNA splicing, via spliceosome. Gene Ontology annotation, cellular component: catalytic step 2 spliceosome; precatalytic spliceosome; Prp19 complex. Gene Ontology annotation, molecular function: protein binding. The transcript is spliced from 14 exons. The record is from RefSeq and is a predicted model, not a curated record.